Echinostoma caproni is the source of this 600-nucleotide messenger RNA. NCBI's taxonomy places the organism in Eukaryota, Metazoa, Platyhelminthes, Trematoda, Plagiorchiida, Echinostomatidae. The record is from the annotation of a GenBank genome assembly.
AUGGGCGAGCCCACAUUCACGGACUAUUAUCGUCCGGUGCACUUGGUAGUUUACUAUCGAGGCAUUCGCUUCCAUACCGAUGGGCGUGUUGAAAUGCUUACCUCUUCAUCCGAUCCGAGCGACGUGGUCAGCGCCUUGGGUCGAGCAAAGAAAAGUGGCACACCUAUCGAUGGUGAGGAUUGCACUAGCGGCCUGACGGACUCGGAAUCCAACUCACCCAACCUACUUCAAGGUCGUUACGUAUGGGAGGAACCAAAUAUGAUCACAUGCGUUCUGAAACGACCAGCGAUUCGCGAGAAAACACAGACGUAUCGACGCUUUCGUUAUCAUCAGAAAUCGGUCACAGUCCCUCCGGAUGUCACGUUCACAAUCCGCUUCCGACUUACCAGUUCCAAACGUCGACUACACAACGUUCUUAACUGGGAAUCGUAUGUGAUCGAUACGGCCAACAGGACCAUCAUGAUAAUGGCCCUAUCACAAAUGGUUCCACAACGUUAUAUUUGUGCGACUUUUAAUGGUUCACAUCAUCGGCAUGAUCCACAUGAUGCGCAUCACCAGCUCACUUUCUCGAUAGUGCUUGAUGAUGUACAACAACCUUAA